Molecule: messenger RNA, 1882 nt
Organism: Spodoptera exigua (beet armyworm)
Lineage: Eukaryota; Metazoa; Arthropoda; Insecta; Lepidoptera; Noctuidae
Source: the annotation of a GenBank genome assembly
AUGAUUUUGGGUCAUGUUUCAGAUUCCCAAACGUUUGACUUCAUAAUAGUGGGUGCGGGAUCAGCUGGAUGUGUACUCGCAAAUAGACUCACAGAGGUAUCUGACUGGAAUGUCCUGUUGAUUGAAGAAGGAGAUGACCCACCAAGAGCUUCUAUUAUACCAGGCUUAUCAAUAAUCGUAGCGUCAGCACUGCCUGAUUGGAACUACUAUACAGUCGACGAUGGCUACUCCAGCCAAGGACUUAAAACAAAGACCAUACAUAACCGAAAAGGUAAGAUGCUCGGGGGAUCCAGCGGAACAAACUUCAUGUAUUAUGUUAGAGGGAAUAAAAUAGACUUCGAUAAAUGGGCCCAGGAUGGCAACGAAGGAUGGAAUUGGAAUAAUGUCUCUAAAUACUUCAAGAAAAGUGAAAAAAUUAAAAGCGAAUCUAUAAUGAAUAGCGAUGCAGCAGAUUUACAUGGAACAGAGGGAUUCUUAAGCGUCACUCAACCGGAUUGGGGAGAUAUACCCAAAGAUUACUUAAAUGCCUUCAAAGAACAAGGCCACGAUAUUCUUCUGGAUUAUAAUGGGCAUCAGCAGUUAGGAUACGGUAUGUCUAGCUUCACGUCUGAUGAGAAAGCCCGACAAAAUACAGCCUUUUCUUUUCUAAGCCCUAUAAAAACUAGAAAUAAUCUACAUGUUCUUAAAAAAACUCUUGCGAGAAAAAUUAUCUUGGACACGAAUAAACGAGCGAUUGGGGUUGAAGCAAGGCUUCCUGGGGGACAAAUUAUAAAACUCAAAGCAAAAAAUGAAGUUAUAUUAUCAGCUGGAGCAAUUAAUACGCCACAAUUACUGAUGCUGUCUGGAAUUGGCCCUAAAGAUCACUUAGAAGAAAUGAAAAUAGAUGUACUACUAGAUUCACCAAACGUCGGACAAAAUAUGCAGGACCACGCAUUAAUUCCUCUAAUUAUUAGUGGAGAGAAAAAAUUUAUAUCAAUAUUAGAAAAUAUUAAACCUCUAGGAGAGACUACUCGUUUUCCGAUGGCAUCAUUCUUGGGCUUUGUUACACUUAAUAAAUCUCAAAGCUAUCCAGAUUAUCAAGUGACUGCUGUACCUACGCCUACUGGGGCGCUUUUGCCUCCUUUAUUGUGUUCGGAUACGUUUUCAAUAAAAGACAACUCCAUCAUCGCUUUAGCUGAUAAAACUCAAACCAGAGGAGCUCUAUUCGCGCUGGUUACGCAUCUUCAUCCAAAAUCUAGAGGUAGGAUCAAUCUGCGUAGCACCAACCCUGAAGACAGUCCCCUCAUUUACUCUGGCUACUUUAGUAACGAAGACGAUUUGGAAAACUUUGCAAAAUACGUUGAAGAUUACAUUACAGUGAUAAAUACAACAUACUUUAAACAAAUUGAGGCUCAAGUCAUUGACCUUAAAGUUGAUGAAUGUAAAGGAAUUAGUUUUGGGAGUCAUGAAUAUUGGAGAUGUUAUGUUUUAAACUUGGCGAGUACUCAGUAUCAUGCUGUGAGUACUUGUAGGAUGGGUGUGGAAGGUCAGGGUGUGGUCGAUGCAAGGUUAAGGGUCAGGGGUGUUACAGGAUUAAGGGUAGUGGAUGCCAGUGUGAUGCCAUCUCUCACAAGUGGAAACAUAAAUGCCCCAGUGAUCAUGAUUGCUGAAAAAGCUGGAGACAUGAUUAAAGAAGACUAUGGAAUAAAAAUAUAAACAGACAAGAAUUAAAUCACAACCGUGAAAGAAAUAAUAAUCUUAUAUAUAAAAAUGGAUCGCAAAAUGUGUUGGUAAGCUCAUAACUCAACAACGCCUGGACCAAUUUUGCUAAUUCUUUUUUUGUUGUGUUUGUUAUUGUCAGGAGAAGGUUCUUAUCGAAAAUAUUAAAAAAAUAUAGAGGAGG